Messenger RNA from Mytilus californianus (California mussel), 5037 nucleotides. RefSeq names its product myb-like protein X. The coding region runs from base 363 to 4742 and encodes 1459 amino acids. The transcript has 26 exons. Lineage: Eukaryota; Metazoa; Mollusca; Bivalvia; Mytilida; Mytilidae. The record is from RefSeq and is a predicted model, not a curated record.
UGAAUGAUUUACAUUAGUCGAAACUGAACCCCGACUUUUCCAUACGGUAAAAUCAAUGUGCGUGAACUUUCGAUCAGUAUUGGGUUCUAUGUGUAUUCCCGUCGUGUUUACUGUAACAAAGGAGUAGAUCAAAAAAAUAGUAAUACAAUACUAUUAUGAUUGACUUGUCAAAACAAAAAUGUUUUCAAUUUGAUACUAACUUAACGACACAAAAGAAAUUAAAACAAUAGGAUAUGAAUUAAACAUGGCUCCAAGGAAUAAUAAUAAAUAUUAGCAAUUCUGUUUUACAUUUUGGAUUAUGCUACUAUAAAAAAUAAAAUGAUAAAAUAAACAAAUUGGAAUACACCAGCUUUUAGACAGUAAUGGUUUGGAUUUUCGUUAUAUGUGUAAUCUUUACGAGGAUAGCUGUAAUUGAGCCAGCAUGUUCUAAUACAUUACCGUUUCCUGCAUCAUCAACUUGGAGAACAAGUAGCCGAGGAACAUGGACAAUUUCUGCAGAUCAGUUACAAAUAAACAAUUUUGAAGUUACAACAAGUAGUACGGCUGGACCUUUCAAAACCACAAUGAAUUGUGAAGAUGAUACUACAGAUACUGAUGGAUACACUUUACUUAAAUCUUCAGCGACAUACACUCUGUUUGGCGGAGCUAAAUAUAUCUAUUUAUGCGUGAAAUUUGAACAGAAAGAUGCAUCGUCAACGGACUCGUACUUGUAUUACUUUGGAUCAGGACUGACAUUCGAUGUACAAGGUUCUACGCAACUUUCUGUUGGUGUAUAUGAAAGGAUUAUUCUGUUGCCAACAGCAUCUACAUUUACUUUUGCUACCCUUUGUGCAGAUAAAUCAACAGCGGCCGAAAGGACACAUGUUGCGAUAAAAGAUGGAACUGAAGACAAUGCGGCGAUUACAUGUCCGACGUCAAUACAUGGGACAUUUUCGUACAGUGAUACAACUUGCACAAGUACUUUUCUAGACGUGUGUUCCACCCUUACACAGUUUUACUUCAAUUAUACUGUUUGUGCUGAUGAACAAAUAUUUUCUGCUGGAGGUCAGUUACUAUGUGUGUAUAGUAGUACCAGUAGCAAUAACAACUACCUCACUCUAUACAACAAAGAUGCAUCGCCUGAUGGUACAACUAAUUAUCAGUAUGCCUGUUUAGUAUAUUCAACUUCUGGUACCAUUGUAUCAGCAUCUAUAAAUCCAAAGGAGUGUUUUGAUAGUACACUUCAAACUCCAACAUCAACAGCACACCCGGAUGGUGUUACAAGAACUUUCACAAAUUAUGGAGAUUCUGUAUGUUCAUCUUUGGUAUUCAUAAAACAUCAUCUUCUCAUGAUAUAUGUUAUUGAUCAGUAUUAUGUAUUACAUUCAGAUCCAUCGUCGACGACAUCCACCAAUUUAUUAUGGCUGUAUAUAUUAAUAGCAAUUAUUAUUAUUCUAAUAAUAAUUGCUAUAAUAAUAUUGAUUUGCUAUCUGAAACGUAAGAAGAAACGAAAAGAACAAAAAAAAGCAGAUGAAGAAUCGUUGCAUCCAUCUGAAUCAGAAGAAGAAGAAAAGAGACAUGAUGAAGAACAGAAACGAGAAGAACAAAAACGUGAAUCGAGCCCCAUUCCAGUGAAGGAUGAGGACAGGACUUCUAUAGACUCUGGAAUUCAACAGGAUAAGAAAGAUGAAGAGAAAACCAAGAAAGUGGUAAUAGAGGACAUAAAAGAUGAUAAGGAAGAGGAGCAACAAAAAUCUGACGAGAAUAGUAAUGAAAUGUCCCAACAAAACGAAAAUUUAACCGACGAAGCUAUUAAUGAUAAAGAAAAUCAAAACAAUUCAAUUAUAAAUCAUAACACAGAUGAUAAGGAAAAAAUAAAUAACGAAGCUAUUUCACAAUCUGAAAAUGAAUAUAUUAAUAAUGAAAAUGUAGAAAACUCUGUAGGGAAAAAUGAUAAUGACAUGGGAGAAGAUCAACAAAUUGACCAAAAAAUAAUAAACAAUGACCAAAAUGAACAAAUGGAACAAAGUAAGGAAAUUGAAAACGAUAAUGAAACUGAAAUAAAAAUUACCCCAAAAGAUAAUACAAUUGAUGAAAGUAUAAUUUCUUCACAAAAUAAUAAUAAUGAUUUAAAUGAUAAGGAGGAUGAUACAAAAGAUAAUAAUGAACAAAAAGAUGAGGUACAUGAGGACCAAAAUCCCCAAAAUGAUACUAAAAAUGAAACUGAGGAUGAAAAUCCUGAUCAAAAAGUAGUCGAAAAGCAAAAUCGGAGUGUCAGAAUUUACGAAAGAGUUGAUUUGGAUGACAACUUGGACCAGCGUAAAACAGAUGAUGUCACAGGCGUAAAGAACACUGAACAGAACACUCAAACAAUUAAAGUCAAAGCACGAGAAGAGGAGGUAAUUACCAUUGCAUUUGCUGAAACGUUAUUUAUGAAAAUAUCUGCCGAGAUUAUAUGUCGAAAUUAUCAAAAGAAAGACGUUGAAGAUGAGGCUGAAAGCUCUGGGUCAGAAGAAACUCCACCGUCGAGUCGUGUUACUACUCCAGAUCCAGAGGAAAUCGAAAGAAAUAUUCGUAAAAUAGGGAUGAAAAAGUCAACAGACUUCAAGCCACAAGGCGAGUUAAGCAAGGUUCUCGUAUCGCGGAAAAUGGAAGAACAAAAACGAAAGGACAAAGACCACGGCAAAUGGACAAAGAUGAAAAAUAUGUUUCGUGUUAAGAGCAAAAAAAUUAAAGUAGCUAACCAGCAAAAUAAUGACAAAAAAGAAGACGGGCGAAGGUCACCAUAUGACUCUGACGACGAAAGGCUUCAUCGAGAAAAGACUAUUGCUCCAUUCAUGAAGGAAUAUCAAUAUAAAAAACAGAUGGAUCACGUAUUGGAUGAACAACAUGUGAGGGAAGGGGAAUCUGAUUAUAGAGAGAGAAUUAAAUAUUCAGAUGAUGAGGACUUUGCUGACAUUUUCGAUGAUGAUAAGAAACUUAAAGAACAGGAAAAAAUCGAACAAACUCGAAUAGAGCAACUAAAUGAAAAGAACAAACAUGAAGGAAAGAAACCUUUACAGUCUUCCAAGAACGCAGGAGAGAAAGGGCAUACAAAAGGGUCAGAUAAAAUGGGAAAGAAACAAAUGAAUGGCAAAGAAAUUGAUGAACUAGAAAGAGCAAAACGUAAACAAAUAAAUGAGGACCAAGGAAAGGAUAGUGGUGUCGAUAGUCCGGACUUUAGAAAAGAAAAUACGGCAACAAGUUUUAUUGAAAACAACGAAGAAAUGGAGGCUGUUGAAAUGACAGAACCUCCGCCAGGUUAUAUCAGAGACAGCACAGGUCAAAUCAUUCGUCUGUAUGAUGGAAAGGUCAUGACACAAGAAGAAAUGCAAUCUAUAUUUCCAACAGCUAGACUUGGUGUGUUAUUCCAUGUGCCACGAUUAAAGCGAACAUCGCAUGGACGUCCUACAGGCGAAUAUAUAGAAGAUUCUUUCGGUCCAAAAUUGGAAAAUGAUAAGGAAAGCAUUCGCAACGUCGAAUUAAAAGAAGAACAUUCUAAACCAAAGCAUCCUAGAUCUUCAAAAGGGUCCGCACGGAGAGAUCUUAAAGAAAAAACAGUCGCUUUCGAAAUGGAUGAUAGACAAUCAAUGAAUUCUGAUAUACUAAUGGUUGAAGAUGAGGAUGAAUGGAAGAAACGCCGAGACAGCUCUACGACAAACAGAGAACUUCUCCGUAAAAGACUUUUCAAAAACAAAAGGAAGACACGUUCACAUGGAGGGGCUGAUAACAGAAUGUUUAUGUCCGAUGAUGGCCGACCUAGAGAACUAAGUGAGCUUGUUCGUGUUAUUCCACAAAAUAAUGCCAAUAAGUAUUUAUUAAAUGGUCGUGCACCUAUUCCUGGGGCUGUUGUUUCUAGAAAUGAUAGCAUGAAAAACAAAUUUGAUCAUGAACAGCAGCAGAUGUACAGAGAAGGUCUUGCCACUGAUAAAAAAAUUCUCGAACGUUCGCCGUCACUCAAACGACCUCCGGGAGUCCCACGGCAAGCUUUUACAGAACAAGAUCCAGAUGAUAUUCGAGUUUCAAUUGAUAAUGAAGAAAAUGAGAAUCGUUUACAAAGACAGGAAAAUGGCAUUAAUAUUGGAAGUGAUGACGAAUUCUUUCUAGUCGGUGAAAAUAGAGAACAGCAACCAGAGCGGUUUUUUACUCAUGCACGACGACCUGGACAAACAACUGUUCGACCCCUUCCUGGGAGUCAUGACAUGUUUUGUCCUAAACAUGACAUGCGUCAUGCGUUGCCAUGGUCUUUAAUAAAUCAGUACCAAAUAAGAGAAUCUUCCCUGUUGGACAUUAAUAGUGUAUCCAAGCAACACACAACAUCAAAAUCAGCUAACAAUGUCAAACGAGAUAUGGACGAUAGACGAUUAAGAGAACUUUUAGAAGAGUUGUACAAAGACAAAAAGUAUUUCGAUCACGUGAUAGAUACAACUGAGCCAAACACAGAACCAAUAAUAGAUGAACGAGAUUUAGCAGAACAUGGACGAGGAUUUUUGCUAGAUCGAGCAGAAUACUGGGAUGGAAGAGGCGUUCAUAUACCUCGCCCGCCUACAACUGCCUUAGGACUACGUUUAUCUAGAAUGAACACUAAUUUGCCUGACUCUGGUCGUGUAUCUAAUAUAUCAUACGCGUCCACAGUAACCCCGCCACCUCACCCUGAACAACGACAAGAUGAACCAAAACAGCCCACACAAGCUUUCGUUAAACGUGAACAUACUGUGUGCUGAUAAAUCAUGUGCACUUCUUAUUGUUGAUGUGUACAUUAAUACAAUAGGUUUUAAUCAAAAUUAUGUCUCGUAUACGCGAACAUUAUUUUAAUCACAAUAUUGUGUAUAUGCAAGAAUUUUGUUUCUUCAGUUUUUAAAACAAUACUUUACAGGUUAAAACAGAAUUGAUACAUAUAAAAAAAAAGUAUUAUGAACAAUUAAUUACUAUAGACUAAAAAGUAUUAUCAAGCUUCCUGUGAUAUUUUUUCGUAUCAAUCAUUGUUAUUUAUUGAUAUUAAAUGUAUUUGUUAUAAAA